Saccostrea cuccullata (small rock oyster) is the source of this 1884-nucleotide messenger RNA. RefSeq lists its product as uncharacterized. The transcript has 3 exons. The record is from RefSeq and is a predicted model, not a curated record. Bases 207 to 1661 code for a protein of 484 amino acids. Lineage: Eukaryota; Metazoa; Mollusca; Bivalvia; Ostreida; Ostreidae.
AACUGACCAAACAGGGCAGGUGUGAGAUGAUACUGAAUCGUGAUUACUUCACAUCCAUCGAUAUGAGUAACAUUUACAAACAUCAGGACUCAAUGGAUACUAAACAUUCUGCAUAUAUACAGUAACUGUAACUAAUACGGCAGUAAUAUUGUUCCGAGGACAGGGAAAUUCUAAGAGAAACUGGAAUCAAAUAGCACAGGUUUAAAAUGACAUCUUUGGAUGGGGUGAUACGUCUUAUUCAUGACAAGCAGUGUAGUUUCCGGGUAUCGGAUGAUGUAGUCAAAGACAUAGAAGACAUGGUGGUUCAUCUAGUGAAAAAUCUUCUUCCCAAACUUCUGAAGUGCUACCCGAGUUGUCAUUUCUCAGUAGCAGAAGUGGUUGAUGCGGGAAGCUACUUCGAACAAACCAAAAUAGAACUCCCGAACGAGUUCGAUUUCAUGCUGGUUGUGGAACAGCUGUCAAAUGUGGACUCUAUUUCCUUGAAGAAAGGGUGCAGAGAUGGAUACGCACGUGUUGGAGUGGUCAAUCAGGAAUUGUGGGAUAGCGCUAAACCAGACGACGGCCCCGAGCGUAGGUUUGAAAUCGCAAUGUUACAGUUCAACAUGUUCGUGAGGGAGACUCUGAAGCUGCUUCUAUCAGAACCAAUAAAAGGCAGACUAGGAGAGUUCUCGAUGAAGGAUAUCACAGUGCGUGGGAAACCAUACAAAGCUUUCUCCCAUGUCCAGACGCUUACAUUGAUAUGGACUAAAUACAGUCAUGUAGAUAUCAAACAUCCAAGUACGAAGGUCAAAAUACUGUAUGAAAGGCAGCCCAAAGAGGAGCUGGAAAUAUGUGUUGAUCUGAUGUCGUGUUGCCAUUCAUCGCUAUCCACAUUCAACAAUCUUCUUCCUACAAUGUCGCUGAAAAACGAAUUGUUGAAGAAAAAUGGCUGCCACAUUGUUCUGAAAUCAUGUGAAUCUGUAAAGUGUGUGGAGAAGCAGACAGAAUGUCGGCUCAUCUCGUACACCAAGACAGAACAGGAAUGUAUGAGGAGACUACACGAGAACUGGAAGACGGUGUAUAAAGUUCUAAAAUGGCUGUUCCAUUAUACGGAGAUUCUGGAGGUAGACACAUAUAAAAUCAAGACAGCGAUCCUCUACUGCAGCUCCAGACGUAGAGCUGAUAGUGUGAGUCUAGGGGAGGGAUUGAUAAAAGUCCUGUAUGAACUCAGGAAGAGUGCCUACAAUAACAGGUUACCCGGAUAUUUCAAUUCUUCACUGAACGUCUGGAAUGUUAGUCCCUCUUAUCAGUAUCUUGUCAAAUAUGAGAUCAGUUUUCUAUUGAAACUCUUCAGUAAAAUGCAGAGUGUAUCAACAGAUAAUGAAAACACAUAUUUACAAGAAAACCUUAGUGUUAUCAAUAUGUGGCUACAAAGCUUCUGCUCACAUGCUGCAGAAAUCGCAGAAAUUAAGAAAGAUAGAUUAACUGGACUAGAGUGUUUCAACUGGCAAGGCAACCUGUUCCUGGAAAUUCUAAAAGAUCUGGAACCUGUUCUCAAAAGUCACUCGAGGUUUGCCUGGAUUCCUUUUCAGAUGAAGUGUUGUGUUCUCGGGGAUGUUUUCAAAAUUUUAACAGUUAUACUUGUCAAGAAAAUAUCCAGAAUGUGGCUUGCACUACUUUGAAUAUCUGUGGAAAGGGCUUAUAUAUUGCUGCCCAAUCCAUUUAUAUAUUUAUUACAUAUUAAAAUAUGUUCAGCAAAUGUUCAAUGAGCCAAUAUCUGUCUUAUGUUAAGUUAUCCAGCAUCUUUCUUCAGGAUCAAAGGUAAUAAUUCAAAAAGUAAUAUAAUUUAUAUUUUUUCAAUAUCUUUGCAAACAUAUGUUUGCUUUGUUCUUUCUCUAGUAAUAU